GGAGGAGGAGGAGGAGGAGAAGAGCGGCGGCGCAGGGCGGGCGCGGCGGCGGUCGGGGCUGGGCUGGGCGAGCAGUGCGCGCCGGCGGCUGACGGGGCAGAGCGCACGCCGCCGCCUCCGCGCCAGCUGCGAGCUCCUACCGUCGUCGCCGCCGGCACAGGAGGGGGGCCAAGACGUCUCUCCAACGGGGGGCGAGCGCAGGACCGCGCCAGGCGUCCAAAAGAAGGAAGAUGCCUCGCGGCGACAGGGAGAGCGACUGGAGGGAAAAGGAGCAGUUCCGCAAGCUGUUCAUUGGCGGCUUAAGCUUUGAAACAACAGAGGAAAGCUUGAGGAAUUACUACGAGCAAUGGGGCAAGCUUACAGAUUGCGUGGUAAUGAGGGAUCCUGCAAGCAAAAGAUCAAGGGGGUUUGGUUUUGUAACAUUCUCCUCAAUGGCUGAAGUUGAUGCAGCCAUGGCUGCAAGACCUCACACGAUUGAUGGAAGGGUGGUGGAGCCUAAGAGAGCUGUGGCUAGAGAGGAAUCUGGAAAACCUGGUGCUCAUGUCACUGUGAAAAAACUAUUUGUUGGUGGUAUUAAAGAGGACACCGAAGAGCACCACCUUCGUGACUACUUUGAGGAAUAUGGAAAAAUUGACACUAUUGAAAUCAUUACUGACAGACAGUCUGGUAAAAAGAGAGGGUUUGGAUUUGUUACAUUUGAUGACCAUGAUCCUGUGGAUAAAAUCGUAUUGCAGAAGUAUCACACCAUCAAUGGCCAUAAUGCAGAAGUAAGGAAAGCUCUCUCUAGACAGGAAAUGCAGGAAGUUCAGAACUCUAGGAGCGGGAGAGGAGGGAACUUUGGUUUUGGUGAUGCACGUGGAGGUGGUGGCAACUUUGGUCCGGGGCCUGGCAGCAAUUUCAGAGGGGGAGCUGAUGGAUAUGGGAGUGGCCGUGGAUUUGGUGAUGGGUAUAAUGGAUAUGGUGGGGGACCUGGAGGUGGCAACUUCGGUGGCAGUCCUGGUUACGGAGGAGGAAGAGGAGGAUACGGUGGAGGAGGACCUGGAUAUGGCAACCAGGGUGGGGGCUAUGGAGGUGGUUAUGACAACUAUGGAGGAGGCAAUUACGGAAGUGGAAACUACAAUGAUUUUGGAAACUACAACCAGCAGCCAUCCAAUUAUGGUCCAAUGAAGAGUGGAAAUUUUGGUGGCAGCAGGAACAUGGGGGGACCAUAUGGUGGAGGAAACUAUGGUCCAGGGGGCAGUGGAGGAAGUGGUGGAUAUGGAGGGAGGAGCCGUUAUUGAGCUUCUGCAAGCUUGCCAUGGGAAGGUGCCAUGCUGCAGGUAACUAAUGAAGAAGUGGUCAACCACAGAAACGCUUCAAGAAAUAAGAAAUUCUGUAUCAUCAGAAAAUAGUUGUUUUUGCUGCCUUCAUUAAAAAAAACCUAGAGGUUAAAUGAAUACUGAUAAAAUAUCACAAUUAGUACAGCUCCCUGUAAUGCUGGGUUUUUUAAAUGAUAGUAAUAAUUGUCUUGUAAACCUUUCGAAUAAAAUCCAGAUUCGGUAGGAGAAACAAAUUACUAAUGUUAAAAUAGCAAACAUUCUGUGAGUUGAAGGUUUAACUACAUAUUUUUAUAACUUUCAUAGCUUUAAAAUAAAGUAUUUUUAUACCAAAAUAGUUCUAGUGUAAUGCUUAAUAAAACUUAGUGUGUGUCUAACAUUAAAUAACGUUGAUGUGCAGCUUUUAGACCUUCCAUGAUUUGAAACACGCCAUUUUGAGGUGGGUUUAAAAACCACGUUAACUUGGCAAGUGUAUGCACAGAACUUGUACCUCUGAACACAGGCACCUGUUCUCUGUUGGGAGAAACAGUGCUACACAUGAAACAUGCUGAUUAUUUUUUGCUUUUGGACAAAAUUGAUUUAAAAUAAGCUAUGUUUUUUAUCAUUUUUUAAAAAUAUCUCCUCCUUCCUGUUAAUGAAACUAACCACAAGACAGUUCAUCAAAAUGUGUUAGGACAAUAACUUUAUCCUUCUUACCUAUAAAGAGCUUUUAGCAUCAAUAGUGAAAGACGGAAUGGAAAAAAGAGUUCCUGCUGUACCAGAACUGUAUUACUGAUAGCUGCAUCUUCUGAAAAAAACAAGCAUGAGCUUGGGAGAGCUCCGGUUGGGAAUGUAUUGCUUACAUAAUUUAUUCUAAACUUGAAAUGUAUAUGCUUAAUAUUAGUAAAACUGUGACGUCUUUAACCUUCUUUAUAUAACUCAGAAGUACUACUUAAUGAUUCAAAAAUAUUUUUUGUAUGUUUUUUAAGUUGAAAUUUGAAAUACUUGCAUAGGUGACCAGUGGGCUGCAACGGAAGCAGAAAAUGAAGACAUUCAAAAUCUGCUUUAUUUUGCUCUUUCCAGCAGAAUGAGUUGACCAGUUGAUUAGGAAUUUGCCUUCUUUCCUGGAACUUAGAUUCUGGUUAAUGGAAGUUUUCUUUACAGUUGACAAGUCCACAUUCACAUCACAUAACUGAAAAAGUACUUCAAAGGGGAAUAUUCUUUCUGUUUGAUGUGUAUGCUUUUUCAAUAGGUUUGCAACAAGGUUCCAAAGUUCCUUAAUUAUGUAUGUUACAUUUUCCACGUGAAUGUUUUAAUUUCCAUCUACUGGGAAUGGGCAUUAACUCUAGGGGGUAGUAGCAUGCAAAAACUAAGUUACUGGAUGUCUGAAGUCUUGAAAGCUUGGAGCAUUUGAGUAAGUUUCCUGUUGUCUUACUGUUAAACUUCUUUGAUUUCUUUUUCUUGGUGCAUAACAGUUAAAGCAAAUGAAAAUCGGUGUUUUGCUGAUGAGUUCAGUGAGACGUGUCAUCGAGUCGACCUAAUACAGCUAGCAUUUCUGAAUAAAAACUGAAUUGGUCAAUUACUGC
This is a messenger RNA of Cygnus atratus (black swan), 2881 nucleotides long. It is a transcript of the gene HNRNPA2B1, whose product is annotated as heterogeneous nuclear ribonucleoprotein A2/B1. Gene Ontology annotation, molecular function: RNA binding. Lineage: Eukaryota; Metazoa; Chordata; Aves; Anseriformes; Anatidae. The transcript has 11 exons. The record is from RefSeq and is a predicted model, not a curated record. Bases 231 to 1280 code for a protein of 349 amino acids.